GUAAAAGUACUAUACCACCAGAGUGUCUGGUUGUAGUUGUUUUAGAUGCAACAUAUCGAUUAGAAGACCAUUCCGAUAUUAUUUUUGGAACUUAUUUGAGGCCGAUACUAAAACACUUAAAAACUUCAUACGUAAGGGAACAGGAAGAUAAGGAAAAGAAAGAAAAAGUGCCCGUUUUGAAAUGUGGUCUUGUUACUUUCGGACAUUAUGAACCAUAUUCUACUAUACCUGUAAAAUCUCAUUAUUUUGAAAGUUAUACACGGUUCGAUGAGCUAAUAACUGAAAUAGAGUUUUUAAAUGGAGGAAUAUAUGAAAAUGCUGUAGCUGAAGGUUUAGUCGCGGCUCUUGAGAUGUUUGACUUACAUAAAUCACAAAUGGAACCCGAUGCACCACCACCGAAAAGACAUUGUAUUCUUAUAUCAAAUAGCCAUCCUUGUCCUGAUCCUGUUCAUCGUAAUAUAAGUAGUAAGUACGAUGAAUAUACUAUUGAGCAAAUAGUAGAAGAGAUGCAAAAGCAAUCCAUUUACCUCUCUCUAAUAACUCCGGAAAGGGAUUUCACGAAAUUAGAAGAACUUGUUGAGAUGGUCAAUAAAGAUAUAGAAGUUCACAACGCUACUGAUGUCAUAAUGCCUUCACAUGUCGUGAAGUUGGCUAAUAUCAAACUUACAUUCUCACAACCAACUGAAGUAACUUCUGACAAAAAAAGGAAGUGUGAAACUUCAACAUCAAAUGACAUAAGCAACAUUGACCAGAUAACAUCGAUGACUUUUACCAGCUCAUCGCCUGAAAGUAAGAGAGUCAAGAUCGAACCGGAAGAACAAUUAAGAGAAAUGUCUAAUUUGACAGUUCAACAAUCACUACCAGCAGAAACCUCACCAGAUCAAAAAGAAUCAACUACCAUUACUAAACCUAUACAACCACCAUCUUCUAAACCUCCUCAAGUGGCUAAUGUUACAAUUCCAAGAGUUUCUCCUGUAAAUAACACUCAGUCACUUCAGCAAGAUCCACUCGGACAUGCUCAAGUAUCCGUAAAAACACCACAACAGCCCGUACAAUCAACGACUCCAAUACAAAUUCAACAACCUCCUCCUAUAGGUACCGCACCUAUACAGCAACCUGUAUCAAUUUCAGGUACUCAACCCAUGCGACCUCAGAUGCCCAUGGGAAUGAGAAUUCCCCCAGCAGCUGCUAUGAAAGCUCAAUUUCAGCUUCAGUGGAAUGCGAUGUCUCCAGAACAACGUAGCCAAUUCUUAGCAAUGGCACAAACUGCAGCUGCUAAUAAUACGCAAGCUUUACGUCAGGGUGGACAACUAUUUAGAACGCAAGUAGCAAAUAAUACACAAAUUCUUAGGCAGCAAAAUAAAUUUUUGCAGAAUGAAUUGGCUGCAAGUCAACAAAACCUUGCUGAUGCUUUAGUGAGACGUCAGAUAACCCAAUUGGCUCAAAAUAAUCCACAGAACGCUGCUUCCCGUGUGACCGUUGGCUCACAACCUAUGAAUAAUUUUGUAACAUCAGCUUCACCACAUGGUUCUGAAGCACAAUCUAUAAAUGGUUUUGUGACAUCGCCUACAGUAGGAGGAGCCUUAAAUGCACAAAAUUUAAAUACUAGUUUCUCUGCACCGAAUAUUAACAUACCAACAUCGACUCAAAGUGGUACAUCCGUAGCUUCAGCGCUUGGGGUCCAAAUUCCUAAAACUAUUGCAUCGACAAAUACUAGUUCUAUUGUUACUAAUGCCCCUCCUAACAACAAUGGUGUCCAGGUAUCAGUCGCUAAUAUAGGGCAACCUUCUGUGCCAAUAGGAUCCAAUGUUAAUCAAGUUCGCCCUAAUAUUCCUCCGAAGACAGUAAACGCAUUAUGGAGCGGUCAUAUUGCAUGGUCGGCCAACAGUCAACAGACCGGAUUAAAACGCGAGCUUACUUGUCAUGUGACUGCUUUCCCAGGAAAUCAACGAAAAACUGGUCCUUAUCCUAUGAAUGAUUACAUGAUACCAACUUGGCCUGAUAAAAUGGAAAUUUCCAGCAUAAAUCUUGCUAAAGACUUUAUGAGAGAUGUUGCAGCUGUACAAAAUCCAAAACCUCAUGUUGUUUCAUUUCUACCAACUCCAACUCCACAAGCAUCUCAAGAUAAUCAAAACACAUUUAUGGUAUUAAUGCGUAUUUUGGAUAGUAAAAAAUUGGCUGCCUUUGUACGUUUUUCUAAUGCGCCUAAUCCAAACGGAGGGAUAGUUCUUUUUACAACAGGGGUGAUUGCAACAGGGUUAAAACUUGUUGGUUUGCUUUUCUUAGAUUCACCAUUACCAACAAGCGUUACUGCUACACAGCAAAUGAUGCAGACACCAACAUUACAACAAUUACAACAGCAACAAGCGUUACAGAUGUUGCAACAACAAAAUUUGCAACAUCAUAUACUUCAAAGACAAAUUAAUCCGGCAAUGCUACAACAACUAUCGGCAACAGAUAUGGCAGCUCUUCGCCGUAGGAUGCAACUAUCGUCUCUUUUACAGACUGCACAAGUUGCUAAUCCAG
Molecule: messenger RNA, 2526 nt
Organism: Scutellospora calospora
Lineage: Eukaryota; Fungi; Glomeromycota; Glomeromycetes; Diversisporales; Gigasporaceae
Source: the annotation of a GenBank genome assembly